CUAAAUCCAGAUUUAUUGAGUGAAAAAAGGCUUCUGUCUCCAUUCGGACUUAAGCCCAAUAAUUUCGCUCUCUUUCUACAUGCGGCCCAAAAUCCACACUAAUUGCAUCUUUCUAAUCUAUUUCCAUGCCCAUCUUUCUAAUAUUUUACGAGGCCCAUCUUUUCUCUCAUCACUAAACUGCGACACGCUGCCGUGCGUCACAGUUCAACUCUCUCUCCUCCACUCCGUCUCUCCCUUCUGUCCCCCACUUUCACUGUCUGUCUACUAAAAAUUUCCGUGACUGAAUAAAAGCGAAAGGUAAAAAACGAAAAGAAAAGAAAUGAAGAGCAUCUUCUUCUCGGCAUCACAGCUCCUCUCAAGAUCAGCGGUUCUCUUCGUCACAGCUCGCUCCUCUGCUUCCCCGUUGCGACAAGUUUCACUCCGGCUCUCCCUCUCCUGCAACUCCGCCUCUCUUUUCCCCUCCCAAAGCUUUGCGACCAUGGCGGCGUCGGCUGCCGACGAAUUCGUCAAGGGGAACAUCCAUCCCAACGGCGUCGCUGUCAUCACUCUCGACCGUCCCAAAGCUCUCAACGCCAUGAACCUAGAUAUGGACAUUAGAUACAAGAGUUUCCUUGAUGAAUGGGAGGCGGAUCCGAACGUGAAGUGCGUGCUAGUGGAAGGCAGCACUCCUCGCGCUUUCUGUGCAGGAAUGGAUAUUAAAGGGGUUGUUGCUGAAAUUCGCCAGGACAAAAAUACGCCUCUUGUGCAGAAGGUGUUCACUGCAGAAUACUCUCUGAUAUGCAAAAUCGCUGCAUAUAAGAAACCAUAUAUAGCUCUUAUGGAUGGGAUAACAAUGGGGUUUGGACUAGGUCUAUCUGGCCAUGGUCGCUACCGAAUUAUAACAGAGAAGACGCUUCUAGCUAUGCCGGAAAAUGGAAUUGGCCUGUUUCCUGAUGUAGGGUUUUCAUACAUAGCAGCACAAAGCCCCGGAGAAGGAUCAGUUGGAGCUUAUCUUGGAUUGACUGGGAAGAGGAUUUCUACUCCCUCCGAUGCACUAUUUGUAGGCCUCGGGACACACUAUGUCCCAUCUGGAAACUUAGGAUCAUUGAAGGAGGAGCUUUUGGCUGCUAACUUUUCCCAAGAUCCACAUCAUGAUGUCAAAGGACUUAUAGGGAAGUACAAGCAUGACCCUGAGACAGAGGCCCCGUUAAAGUUACUCUUGCCUCGAAUCAUCUCUACAUUUGGUGGACAUAAGUCGUUAAAGGAGAUUAUUGAGGAGCUGAAACAGCAUAAACAGAGUGCCGAUACUAAAGUGGCAGAGUGGGCCACCGAAGCUCUUCAGGGUCUUGAAAAGGGUGCUCCAUUUUCUCUUUGCCUGACACAAAGCUACUUCUCCAAAGUUGCAUCUGCCUAUGGAAGAACCUCCAAUGAAUUAUCAACACUAACUGGAGUAAUGAGAACCGAGUAUCGCAUUGCCUUGAGGUCUUCUCUGCGCAAUGAUUUCGCUGAAGGUGUCAGAGCAGUAUUGGUGGACAAAGAUCAGAACCCCAAAUGGGAGCCACCAAGCCUGGAAGAAGUUGAUCAUAAUGAAGUGGAAUCUCUGUUUAAGCCAUUGGGUUCAGAAACUCCAGAGCUGGAAGUGUAAGUCCUGCCAACAAAGCAUAGUGAUGUUCGCUCCUGACUCUUCGGGCAUCAGUGUCAGGUGUACUUGCGUUCUGAAGGACAGUAGAAUGUGGCAUCCAUCUGUUGUAAUAAAUCCUCCACGCUUUAUCCACCUUCUAGCAUUGUGCUUAUGAUAUGCACAUGUUUCGUCUAACAUCGAACGAGUGUGAACUCGUCCCAUUACUUCUUUUGGUGAUUUUCUAUGUUUUCCUCGCGUCGAAAUCCAGCUUUCAAUCCCUUUAACGAGAGCUGGUAAAUCCGCACAAGCAGGGCUUCGUAUCUAAGUUGGCACUAUGGUUAAACACAAGUUAUUUGAAUUUUUGUUCCAUGAACAAAAUGUACAUGAAUUA
Linum trigynum is the source of this 1991-nucleotide messenger RNA. NCBI's taxonomy places the organism in Eukaryota, Viridiplantae, Streptophyta, Magnoliopsida, Malpighiales, Linaceae. The record is from the annotation of a GenBank genome assembly.